Xenopus tropicalis (tropical clawed frog) is the source of this 991-nucleotide messenger RNA. RefSeq lists its product as uncharacterized. Gene Ontology annotation, molecular function: carbohydrate binding. The record is from RefSeq and is marked predicted. Lineage: Eukaryota; Metazoa; Chordata; Amphibia; Anura; Pipidae.
GGACUGGAAGCCAGUAGCAAAGUCUCAUCAUUUCAAAGCUGUAUACUUUUGUUAGCAGACAAAGGUUAAGAGAUGCCGUUUCUCCAUACAUUUGCUCUUUUAUGUGGUGUAUCAGUUAUAGCAAUCAGUGCCCAGAUGAGCAAGGAGGCUGAAAAAAAUGCAUGUGCACUCAUUACAUGUGAAUCCACGGGAAAAGCAGGACCACCAGGCAAAAAUGGAUUGCCAGGAGCUAAAGGAGAGAAAGGAGAGCAAGGACUACCAGGACUAAGAGGUCCAGAAGGGCUUCGAGGAAUCCCUGGGCCAAUGGGACCCAAAGGAGAGCAGGGUCCACCAGGUCCAAAGGGUGACCGAGGAGAAAGUUCUGCUUCAGAAGUGGAAGCCCUUAAAUUCCAAACAUCCUUGUUAGUUGGACGGCUGAAUGCACUGCAAUCUUCACUCGAGACUCCAAAGAAAGCUUUUCUCUUUGCCAGUGGAAUAAGUAUUGGGAGCAAAUACUAUGUGACAAAUAGACAGGAAGGAAAUUAUUUUGAAGGAAAAUCUAUGUGCCAAAGAGCUGGUGGUCAGCUGCCUUCUCCGAAGAAUGCUGCCGAGAAUGAAGCUCUCACCGUUUUAGCUGCACGCUACAAGAAGCAAUUCUUCUUAGGUUUAAAUGAUUUACAAACAGAAGGCACGUUUCUGUACCCAGAUAGCUCAGCGGUUGGCUACGUCAACUGGGAUGUGCGAGAACCCAAUAAUGACAAAGGUGUAGAAGACUGUGUUGAAAUUUACACAACUGGAAAAUGGAAUGACAAAAGCUGUCAGGAGAUCCGUUUGAUUGUAUGUGAAUUUUAAUCUUAACUGAUGAGCGCCCUGCAAAUUAUACAUCCAAUUGAUGCUUGUAGCACUUAGUAGUACUCUGCACCUUCAUGUUAAAAUGACAUGUAUCAAAUCUAACAUGUAUUUCAAGAAUACGCAUGAACCAAAAUUAAUAAAUAAAGCAGAUUAAAAUGUA